Parnassius mnemosyne (clouded apollo) is the source of this 909-nucleotide messenger RNA. NCBI's taxonomy places the organism in Eukaryota, Metazoa, Arthropoda, Insecta, Lepidoptera, Papilionidae. The record is from the annotation of a GenBank genome assembly.
AUGCCCGCCGAGGAGGAAGCCGCGGCGAUGGACGCCCGCGAAGCCGCCGACGGCUCGCCCCAGCAGUUCUGUCUCCGCUGGAACAACUAUCAGAGCAACCUGGCCAACUGUUUCGACCAACUCCUGCAGACGGAGUCGUUCGUCGACGUCACGCUCGCCUGCGAGGGCCAGAGCCUGAAGGCGCACAAGGUGGUGCUCUCCGCGUGCAGCCCCUACUUUCAGACCCUGUUCAUGGACAAUCCGUGCCGGCACCCGAUCAUAAUCAUGCGCGACAUAAAAUACUGCGACCUGAGAGCGGUGGUCGACUUCAUGUACCGCGGCGAGAUAAACGUGUCGCAGGACCAGAUCAGCGCCCUGCUCAAGGUGGCGGAGAUGCUGAAGAUCCGCGGGCUGACUGACGUGAGCGGGGAUCACGCGGUGUUGAGGCCGGGCGGGGAUCCGCGGGGCGGGAAGCGGCCGGUGAGCCGCGAGCCGGAGUCUCCGGCGAAGUCGCGGCGGCGCUCCGCGGAGGCCCCGAGCCCGCGCGAGAGCCCCGCCGCGGAUCUGCCGCCGCCCGACACGCCUACAACCACCAUCCCGCUGCACGGCGACGACGUGGACAUCCGCCCCGGCAUCGCCGAGAUGAUCCGCGAGGAGGAACGGGUAAGUUGCGCUAGCUCCCGCUUCCCGCCAAACUUUUCCCGCCGUUGCGCGCCGAACCGCCCGCGCCCCACUCCCCAGCAAAACUCCGCUUGUAUCGCCUUCCUAAUUAAUUUAUUUCGGGGCCGCACUCCGCACUCCGCGUCUAAUAUAAAAAUUACUGUUUACCGCCGACUCGCACAUUGUUUUGUUCAAAAUAUAAAGUUUGCCCUUCCCAAUGCCACAAUUCCGCCUCGCUGUACCUACAAACAAAAUGCUUUUUAUGAUUAA